AUGAUUUCAGAAGCUUAGGAAAUUAUAUAAAUUGUAGACAGAUAAAACAAUCCCAUAAGGGCAGCUACAAGGCAAGAAAUGAGAGAUAAAUUAUUAAUUCAUAGAACUACUCUUAUAUUUUUAGAAAACAGAAAAAAUUAAAAAUUAUACAUAUCAAAAAGAUCGUAACUAAAAAAAUGGUGCCCAGGUUUAUGGGAUUUAGCAUUUGGAGGAGUAAUUUAAUAUAAUGAAACUUAUGAAUAAAAUGCACAAAGAGAGCUUUUAGAAGAGGCAGGGGUAAAUGAAAAAAUGGUACCUUUAUUUACUUUUUAUUAGGAUGAUGUACCUUUAUCAGCGCCUGUUUGGUGUAAAGUAUUUUAUGCUAAAACUGAUUAAUAAUUAACACUUUAAAAAGAAGAAGUUGAUGAAGCUAAAGAAAUGAGUUUUUAAGAAAUUACCGAAAUUAUCAAAAACAAAUCAUAAUUUGCACCAGAUGGUUUAAGAGCAUUUGAAAUUUUUACAUAAAACUUUAAAGAAUAUGAAAAUCUAAUAAAAAAUAUUUGA
This is a messenger RNA of Ichthyophthirius multifiliis, 543 nucleotides long. RefSeq names its product nudix hydrolase, putative. Lineage: Eukaryota; Ciliophora; Oligohymenophorea; Hymenostomatida. The record is from RefSeq and is a predicted model, not a curated record. The transcript has a single exon.